AUGUCUUUCAAAGAGUUUCGUGACCUCCUUGUACUUCUCUACGGCGAUGAAAUUAUUUCCGAUGAAGAGUUUUUGCUACUUUACGAUAGUUUCAUCUCAAAGAAUCCAGAUUUUCCCCAUGAAAACUAUCAACGGUUUGAUUUGGAUUCUAUGAACUCUGCGGAGUGCAAAGCAGAGUUUCGUGUCGAGAAACACGAUCUCCCUCGCCUUGUUGCAGCCCUCCAACUACCACCGGUGUUUAAAUGCGAGCAGAGGAGUAUUUGCGACGACAUGGAAGGCCUAUGCAUACUGCUCAAACGAGUUGCCUACCCAUGCAGACUCAGUGAUCUGAUUCCGCGAUUUGGCCGACCGGUUUCUGUUUUAAGCCUGAUCUCAAAUGAUGUCAUCGACUAUAUUUAUGACGUUCAUGGGCACCGUAUAACACAAUGGAAUCGAGAUCUUCUGAAUCCUGGGGCUUUGCAGCGUUAUGCAGAAGCUAUAUCGGGAAAAGGAGGCCCCCUUGACAACUGUUUCGGUUUUGUAGAUGGAACAGUCCGACCCAUCUCAAGACCAAAUGAGCGUCAGAGAAUUGUGUACAAUGGCCACAAGAGGGUCCAUUAA
Molecule: messenger RNA, 600 nt
Organism: Porites lobata
Lineage: Eukaryota; Metazoa; Cnidaria; Anthozoa; Scleractinia; Poritidae
Source: the annotation of a GenBank genome assembly